Epinephelus fuscoguttatus (brown-marbled grouper) is the source of this 791-nucleotide messenger RNA. Its product is annotated as L-selectin-like. Bases 66 to 791 code for a protein of 241 amino acids. NCBI's taxonomy places the organism in Eukaryota, Metazoa, Chordata, Actinopteri, Perciformes, Serranidae. The transcript has 4 exons. The record is from RefSeq and is a predicted model, not a curated record.
GUGAAGCAGCUGAGAGGACGACAGAAGAUCACACUGAAAUAUCAGUUUCAUCUAACAGAGCAAAGAUGCAGUGGAGUCUGUUUCUGCUCCUUCUGAUGGGUCAGUGUUCCUUCUUCAUGUGUCACCUCCAUGAGUACCACUUUGUUGAAGAGAAGAAGAACUGGACUGAAGCCCAGCAGUACUGCAGAGAGCAUCACACUGACCUGGCCACAGUGUCUAACAUGACAGACAUGGAGAGACUCUGUGACUCUGCACAGAAUCAAGAUGGAGCCUGGAUUGGGCUUUACAGCGACCCUGAAAGAAAUAAGAGAGGGAUGUGGCACUGGCAGUGGUCUCUGCCAGGGCUGGAGUCCAAUGAUAGGGAGAGUAGAUGGCAUGAGGGAGAGCCGGAUAAUUUACACAGCCGUGAGAAAUGUGUGCAGAUGCACAAUCACAUAUGGUGGGAUGCCCCUUGUUCUCACAAUCAUAAAUGUAUCUGCUAUGAUGAAAGGAGGCAAUCCAACAAGAGAUUCCAUCUGAUUGAAGACAAGAUGAGAACCUGGCCACAGGCUCAGAACUACUGCAGAGAACAUCACACUGACCUGGUCAGUGGAGACCAACAGUUAGAGGACGACGAAUUCAAGAGAGAGUAUAAGUCAAGCGAGGUCGUGUGGAUCGGCCUGUUCAGAGACUCCUGGAGGUGGUCAGAUGGGAGCAAUCACUCUUUCAGAUACUGGGAUCUGGAGUUAUUCAGAGAUGAAGACAGCAGCAAGAAAUGUGCUGUGACUCUGCUGGAUGGAAAAUGGAGCUGA